Messenger RNA from Paralichthys olivaceus (Japanese flounder), 1214 nucleotides. The record is from RefSeq and is a predicted model, not a curated record. Lineage: Eukaryota; Metazoa; Chordata; Actinopteri; Pleuronectiformes; Paralichthyidae.
GGGAGUGAGGAGGUAUUUCAAAGAGACAUGGAGCGAUGAAAUCAUAACUCUUGGCUCUGCAACACUUCAGCUGUGUGUCGGCUCUCUUCCUACCGUGGACUCUUCAUCGUCACAGAAGUUACUCUGAGGGCCAAACGAGGACGUAAGGCCGAGGAGAGAGGAGGGAGAAUCUGCAGAGGUGAGGAGAAAGCAGUUGUGUUGGAGAGCAGAGGCGAGGAGAGAGCGACCAAAGACGGGGGAGAGAGUGAGGAGCGAGGAGCCCCGUUAUUCCAGCAAAGAGCGAAGGGGGAGAGGGAGAAGAAGACGCAGAGAAGAAGAGAGGAGUGAUACAGAGUCGGGGAAGGAGGGAGAAGAGUCAGCUGGACAUGGGGCUUUGUGCUGUUCUCCUCAUCUGUCUCUCCCAGGCUGAGCUGGGGAGAGCGUGGGCUCAGGAGCACGAAGAUGCAGUGAGUUGGACUCCCCUGCGGACAGAUGAGGAUCCGCCCGGCUUUCACACAACCAGGAAGGACCAGUCGACCGCCCACAAACACAGAGGAGUCCGCGACACACAGGUUGGAAGUCAAGGAGAAGGAACUGCUAUCAGCCCCCUGCCUGUCGACGUGACACGUAUAUUGGACUCCCACAGGUACUACAGAUGGCAGAGUUUUGGUCCAAAAGACAGAAACACUGAGGGCUUGUGGGUAGAUAUGAACGCCUUGCACACAAGCCAAGUCCGAAUCCACGGCAUACUGUCCAACGCGCAUCGACAGGCAGCGAGGGUGGCGCUUUCUUUUGAUUUCCCCUUUUACGGACACAACUUGAGACAAAUUUUCGUAGCGACAGGCGGGUUCAUCUUCAUGGGGGAGGUAACCCAUCGAAUGCUCACCGCCACACAGUACGUUGCCCCCCUCAUGGCCAACUUUGACCCCGGCUUCUCCACAAACUCCACAGUGAGAUACUCGGACAACGGGAAUCUAUUUGUGGUGCAGUGGGACAAGGUGCGGCUAAAAGAUCGAGAGGCUGAAGGAGCGUUUACUUUCCAGGCUGCCCUCCACAGGAACGGCACCAUUGCUUUCAACUACAGAGAUAUCCCUGUACCGGUGGAGCAAAUUAAUUCCACCGAGCAUCCAGUGAAAGUGGGACUGUCUGAUGCUUUCAUGGCACCCUCCUCAGAGCUCUCAGAAAUGCCACAGGUUAUGUUAUGUUUUGUUGCCAUUGCAUCGUUUGUCCACUAG